Molecule: messenger RNA, 3103 nt
Organism: Malurus melanocephalus (red-backed fairy wren)
Lineage: Eukaryota; Metazoa; Chordata; Aves; Passeriformes; Maluridae
Gene: NFS1
Product: NFS1 cysteine desulfurase
Exons: 13
Coding region: 41-1411 (456 amino acids)
Biological process (GO): [2Fe-2S] cluster assembly
Cellular component (GO): cytosol; nucleus; mitochondrion
Molecular function (GO): pyridoxal phosphate binding; cysteine desulfurase activity
Source: RefSeq, a predicted model, not a curated record
GGAAGGGGCGGGCCCGGCCGCGCACCGUCCGUCGCUCGCCAUGCUGCUGUGGCGGCGCCUGGCGGCCCUCAGGGGCGAAUGUUCCCCGCGGCGAACAUUGGGGGGACCGGCACCGGGACCGGGACCGGCACCGACACCGGGAUCGGCACCGGCACCGAGACCGGCACCGAGACCAUGGCGAGCCGGCGAGCUCGGCGGCGCUCCUCGACCGCUCUACAUGGAUGUCCAGGCCACCACCCCGCUGGAUCCCAGAGUCCUGGACAGCAUGCUCCCAUACCUGACAGCCUGCUAUGGCAAUCCCCACUCCAGGACCCAUGCCUAUGGCUGGGAGAGCGAGGCCGCCAUGGAGAAGGCAAGGCAGCAAGUUGCAGAUUUAAUAGGAGCUGAUUCACGGGAAAUUAUAUUUACCAGUGGUGCAACAGAAUCUAAUAAUAUGGCAAUUAAGGGUGUUGCAAGGUUCUAUAAAUCCAGGAAAAAGCAUAUCAUUACRACACAAACAGAGCACAAGUGUGUGUUGGAUUCUUGUCGUUCCCUGGAAACAGAAGGUUUUCGCAUCACGUAUCUACCUGUUAAAAAAAAUGGRCUCAUAGAUUUGAAGGAGCUGGAGGCUGCGUUCCAGCCAGAUACAAGUUUGGUGUCUGUGAUGACWGUCAAUAAUGAAAUAGGUGUAAAGCAGCCAAUUCAUGACAUUGGUGAGAUCUGUCGUGCACGUAAGGUUUUCUUCCACACGGAUGCUGCACAAGCGAUUGGUAAAAUUCCUAUGGACGUCAACAACAUGAAAAUUGACCUAAUGAGCAUCAGUGGCCAUAAAAUUUAUGGGCCCAAAGGGGUUGGUGCUCUCUAUGUUCGCCGCCGGCCACGCGUCAGGCUGGAGCCCCUGCAGAGUGGUGGAGGCCAGGAGAGAGGACUGCGCUCUGGAACUGUGCCCACACCUCURGCAGUGGGACUGGGGGCAGCGUGUGAAGUGGCCCGGGAAGAGAUGGAGUAUGACCAUAAGCGAAUCUCACAACUGGCAGAACGACUGGUUACAAAAAUAAUGAGUGAAGUUCCUGAUGUGGUGAUGAAUGGAGAUCGAGAGCAKCGCUAUCCAGGAUGCAUCAACUUAUCUUUUGCAUAUGUGGAAGGAGAGAGUCUUCUGAUGGCUCUGAAAGAUGUGGCUCUGUCUUCAGGAAGUGCUUGCACAUCAGCCUCUCUGGAGCCUUCCUAUGUUUUGCGGGCAAUCGGAACAGAUGAAGAUUUGGCUCACUCAUCUAUAAGGUUUGGCAUUGGUCGUUUCACUACAGAAGAAGAAGUGGACUAUACAGUGCAGAAGUGUAUACAGCAUGUGAAAAGGCUGAGGGAAAUGAGCCCUCUCUGGGAAAUGGUGCAGGAUGGAAUUGACCUCAAAAGCAUUAAAUGGACUCAGCACUGAGAAAACAUUGCUAUCCAUGGACUAGAUGUAAAUUAAAAUGCAUUUUCCUGUACAGUGUGGAGCAAAUUAUGCAGCACUUUGGUUUUCUGACACUUGGAAUUUGGCUGGAGAACUACCCUUUCAGAUCACAAAAUCCAAGAAGCCAAAAAUGAAGCUAGUCUUUAUCACGGAGAAAGGCAAGCUGAUCCAACACCCAUUGUGUUUCUACUGACAUACAGAAAUUUAUGCUAAAAUGUAAUUUAUUCAAAAAUGUAUUUUCUAAUGAGAACAUUAAAUCAAUAUGCUACUCCCAGGUCAGUGAAUCCUGGCAAGAGUUUGCYUCUCAAUGUAAGUUAUCCCAAGUCACUGUUGUGUUUGCACCAAUUGUUCUGUUGCCAAUUUUUUCUGUUUGAGAUGGGUGUCCUGCAAUAUCAGCUGGGUUUUGCCUCUCAAAUGCCUUGUUUUGCAAGAAAUUCUCAGAUAGGAUGUCACUUGGAUCUCUAGAGGAAAGGGAUGCCUCAGUGUGGCUAUGUGCCUUCACAGAUAAGUUGUAUGUGCAGUUAAGAACAAAUUUUUGCUGAAAUUGAGUAUUUCUAGCUCAUUUUCCUUGGGUUUUUGUGUGUGCAUCUUUUGUGUGUGUGUGUGUGUGUGUGCAUUCAUCCAAAAGAUUCUUCUGUGUUCCAGAGUUUAUGAUACAAUCGUGAUGCACUCUGCUGUCCCCUCCACGGUUUUUUUUUUUUUCCAAAAUGUUAUUUUUUUCUGUGAGGAAAGAAAAUUUGAAUGACUUGUGGGGGAGAUAGGCAGAAUAUGUCAGCUUCAGCAGCAGCACCAGUUUGGUGGGAGCAUGAGCAGUAGAGGUGGUUGGGGAGAGCAGAUGCAAUGCAAUGUCUUGAGGCAGUCUGGAUUUUGGGGGAGGGGGUUUCUUGUUUGUUUUCUCCCUUUGUCAUGAGAUCUUUGCUGUUACUGUGUUUGCCUGUGGGCCUUUGGUUUCUCUUACUGCAGGGAGUUGUGCUUGGGUCAGCCUGUAUAUUUAGUCUGGAGAUAAGAACACCUGGCGCUGAAGUUUUCUUUGUCUCACAUAUUGUACGCUGUGACUACAGAUUCGCAUGGGAAUCCAUUUCCUGCACAUGGUGGGGGAAGUAUCUGUUAAAAAGUGUUUGAUGAGAUUAAUUUGUAUCAGUGUUUCUCCUUUCUUACUUUGGUAAUCUUUCCAGUAAGAAACUGAACCCUGUAUKGAAAAGUGCCUUUGUUUCAGUGCGUAAACAAAGAGCUCUCAAAWUAAUUGUGUUGAUUGAUGGAUGCUGUGUUAGCUGCUGAAUUUGAUGCACCCAUAGACAGUAGGUACACCUUCAGUUUGGGAUGGAAUCUACCUCGAGGAUCAACAGUAUCAUGUAAAUGCUGAAGGUGAAUCUCACAAGAUGGAUUGUGUUACAAAAGCUUGUACAUUUUUUGUUCCUUAGGACAAUUUAGUUGUUUGUAAUGCAAACCUAAUCCUCAGCUUUUAUUUGAAAUUAYUAGCUUUAGCAGUUUUCAUGUUGCAGUGCUGGCACCUUAUAUUUCAUCACAACAUUUUUAAAACUACCAUAUGCAUAAAUAGGUUUUAGUGGUGUUGUAUGUACUCUUUUUCAUCCUUGGGCCAUAUAUAUUUUCUGGGUUAAGCAUGUGAUAGCAUGCUUUCCCAGCAUGUUAUAGAAAUAAAUGUUUAUGAAUUGU